Messenger RNA from Rhodamnia argentea, 1123 nucleotides. RefSeq names its product peroxisomal and mitochondrial division factor 1. The record is from RefSeq and is a predicted model, not a curated record. NCBI's taxonomy places the organism in Eukaryota, Viridiplantae, Streptophyta, Magnoliopsida, Myrtales, Myrtaceae. The transcript is spliced from 2 exons. The coding region runs from base 163 to 1089 and encodes 308 amino acids.
CCGGCUCCAAAAAGAGAAGUGGUGGGCGUAGCGCCUCUGUUGUCCCCUCCCUCCUCUUCCUCCUCUCCUUCCUUCUCGUGAGAACGCAGAUAUCUCAAAAAGGGUAGGGGGAAAGUUCCCAUCUUUCGGUCGUCUUCUUCGCUCGGUGGCCGCUGUGAUUCCAUGGCGGACGAGGCGAUUGUCAAUGGCGUGAGCGAUCCGGAGGUGGAGGAUCCACACCCUGCGGAUCAGCGUGGGGUCGCUUCCGAGGUAAAUGACCUGCCCCUGAAACUGAAGUUGUUGGAGCUUGAGAAAUUCAAUCUGUUGCGCGAGAAUGAUGAGACCAAGGAGAGGGUUGGGCAGCUGAUGGCGGAGAUCGAGAAGCUGAGGAGCGGCGAGGGUGAGGUGAGGGCGAUGCUCGAGAAAAUGAAGAGGGAAGUUGAGUUAGCCGAGGAUGGGAAGAGGGCGAUGGAGUCCAUUGUCAAGAGGGCCGCCGAUUUGGAAAUUGAGGUAUCUAGGUUACGGCAUGAACUGAAUGACGCGGAUGGGACCAGCGAGGGGAGCGUCGUGGAAGAGAAAAACCAGAGAAUCGAGGGCUUGGAGAGAGAGGUGGAGGGUUUUAAGAAUGGCAGGGCAGAGAGCGAUAUUAAAGUGAGGGAGUUGGAGAGGAAGAUUGCAGCAUUGGAAGUGAGGGAGAGCGAGGUGGGGAGUGAGAAAGUGAGGGCUGAGAUGGAAUUGAGAGGCAAGGUUGAGGAGAAAGAGAGGGAGAUUAGUGGGUUGAAGGAGGAGAUUGCAAUGCUCAUGUCCGAGCUGCAAAGUUCAAAGGAUGAGAAGAAGGCUGCGGAGGAUGCAUCGAAGAAAUCUAAGGAGAAGGCAAAGGAGAUGGAGUCGAAACUGGUUGGAUUGCGGAGGGAGUUAGAACAGGGACAGAAGGUGAUUAGUGGAUUGAAAGACAAGACAGCUGAGACCAUCAACGAGGGGUGCGAGAUCGUCUCGAUUGAAGACAAAGGGUCGAAAUUGCAAUGGCCGGUGGUGGCAGCAGGGUCCACUGGAGCUAUUGUUGUGGCAGCCGCCGUGGCCUAUGUUUGCUACGGUAGGCGCCAAAGCUAGGAUUCGAUGAAAUAACGAGCAAGCACGGAGGAGA